AUGCCGGGGUUCGACUUCAGUAACUACAAUCGCAAUGCUGCCCUGCACGCACGAGGAGUCCCGUUACCGAAAGCCACGAGCACGGGUACCACAAUCGUGGGCUGUAUAUUCGACAACGGGGUCGUGAUUGCUGCAGAUACACGAGCAACGAGUGGACCCAUAGUUGCUGACAAGAACUGCGAGAAAUUACAUUUCAUCUCUCCCAACAUCUGGUGUGCCGGCGCCGGUACCGCAGCGGACACUGAGUUCACCACCGCGCUGAUCUCCUCUAACCUCGAACUACACUCCCUCUCGACCGGCCGAACACCUCGUGUCGUCACCGUCAUGACCAUGCUGAAACAGCACCUCUUCCGCCACCAGGGCCACAUUGGCGCAUACCUCGUCGUUGCGGGUGUAGAUCCUACGGGAGUCGGUCUCUUCACUGUCCACGCCCACGGUUCCACAGACAAACUCCCCUACGUGACCAUGGGCUCCGGCUCCCUGGCCGCCAUGUCUGUCUUUGAAUCCACGUGGAAAAAGAACUGUACCAAGGACGAAGCCGUCAAGAUCUGCUCAGAAGCCAUUCUUGCCGGCAUCUUCAACGACCUGGGCUCGGGAAGUAACGUUGACGUCUGCGUGAUUGAGAAGGACAAGCCGACUGAGUUGCGGAGGAAUUACAUCAAGCCGAAUGAGCGAGUGAGGAAGGAACGCAAUUACAAGUUUGCUCGGGGCACGACGGCGGUGUUGAAUGAGAAGCUUAUCACAAAGGAGGAGAUUGGGCGGUAUGCUACGGUGCAUGAGAUCGGCAGUGGCAGUGAUUCAGACAGCUUGGUUGUUGUGGAGAAGAUGGAUGUGGAUGAUGUAUGA
This is a messenger RNA of Cladophialophora yegresii CBS 114405, 846 nucleotides long. RefSeq names its product 20S proteasome subunit beta 2. Gene Ontology annotation, cellular component: proteasome core complex. Lineage: Eukaryota; Fungi; Ascomycota; Eurotiomycetes; Chaetothyriales; Herpotrichiellaceae. The coding region runs from base 1 to 846 and encodes 281 amino acids. The transcript is spliced from 3 exons. The record is from RefSeq and is a predicted model, not a curated record. Gene Ontology annotation, molecular function: threonine-type endopeptidase activity.